AUGGCGCCACCCGGAAUCGAACCGGGGCUAACACAGAAGAGGUUCAUAACCAGGGACCUGGCGAUAACCACAAUAAACCUGGUGAUAACCACAAUGUGUCGUCAUACCACUAGACCAUGGCACCGUAUUGAUAUCAAGGGCAAAAGAGCAAAAGAGCAAAAAGAUGGCGCCACCCGGAAUCGAACCGGGGCUAACACAGAAAAUGUUCACAACCAUACAAAUGAUUAUAACCACAAUGUGUCGUCAUACCACUAG
Penicillium paradoxum is the source of this 255-nucleotide messenger RNA. RefSeq lists its product as uncharacterized. The record is from RefSeq and is a predicted model, not a curated record. The transcript is spliced from 3 exons. Lineage: Eukaryota; Fungi; Ascomycota; Eurotiomycetes; Eurotiales; Aspergillaceae. The coding region runs from base 1 to 255 and encodes 84 amino acids.